Messenger RNA from Cornus florida, 3165 nucleotides. RefSeq names its product probable LRR receptor-like serine/threonine-protein kinase At3g47570. The coding region runs from base 31 to 3078 and encodes 1015 amino acids. Gene Ontology annotation, molecular function: ATP binding; protein binding; protein kinase activity. Gene Ontology annotation, biological process: protein phosphorylation. The transcript is spliced from 2 exons. Lineage: Eukaryota; Viridiplantae; Streptophyta; Magnoliopsida; Cornales; Cornaceae. The record is from RefSeq and is a predicted model, not a curated record.
AAGGCUUAAUUAAUUGGUGGUGCAAUAUAUAUGUAUAGUGCAGUUCGAUCAAGAUAUAUACUACUGAAACACUGUGUAGCUCUCUUUCUUUCUAAGGCACUCGCUGUGUUUGUUUGGUCCUUGAAGAUGGAGAGGUUUGGCAUUCCCCUGCUGCUGCUAUUAGUGCUUCAGCUACUGCAGUCAUGCGCGGUUUGUCGUGCCAUGUUUUCAUCAAACUACACCGAUGAAUCGGCUCUCCUUGCCUUCAAGUCCGCAAUCACGUUGGACCCCUACAACCUUUUGGUGAGCAACUGGACUGAAAAAACCAACUUUUGCGAUUGGGUUGGUGUCUCAUGUAGCCGCCGACACAGACAAAGAGUCACAGCUUUGGAGCUUCCUGAUUUUGGACUCCAUGGCACCAUCUCCCCUCGUGUGGGUAACCUCUCCUUUCUCAAGAAACUACAUCUUGGUGGCAACAAUUUUCGUGGUCAACUUAUUCAUGAGAUCAGUCAUUUGCGUCACUUGAAGGCACUCAUUUUAUAUUAUAACCACCUAGAAGGGGUGAUCCCUGCAAGUUUACACCGCUGCCGACAGCUUCAAGUCAUAUUGCUAACAGGAAACCGAUUUACUGGCAGCAUACCCAAAGAAUUGAGUACCUUGUCCAGUCUCAGUGAGCUUUAUCUAGGACGAAACCACCUCACAGGUACAAUUCCAUCUUUCUUUGCUAACAUGUCGAGCUUAAAGUGGCUUGGUUUGGAAAUAAACAAGUUUCAUGGCAAUAUUCCUAAUGAGGUUCCAUGUUUGGAAGGGAUUUAUUUUGGUCAAAAUUAUUUGACUGGGUCAAUUCCUCCAUUUAUAUUCAACAUCUCCUCUUUACAUGAUAUCUGGUUAGAAUUUAAUGAUCUUUCCGGAAAUCUUCCCUUGAGCAGUACUAUUGGGCCUUCUAAUCUUGAAAUUCUCCGCCUUGGUGUAAAUCAACUCGGUGGAAACAUCCCUUCCGGUCUGUCCAAUUUUUCUAUGCUCACCGAGUUAAGGCUAGGUAGCAACCACUUCACCGGAACAGUACCAGCAAGUCUAGGCCACAUAGAAUUACUCACAUCACUUAAUCUGGAGAAUAACCGAUUAACUAUAGAAUCGAGAAGUAAGGAACUUAGUUUUCUCACUUCUUUGACAAGCUUGAAAUCCUUGGAAAGGUUAUUUAUAAAUAAUAAUCCAUUUCACGGCAUCUUACCAUUUUCUUUUGGAAAUCUUUCUAGUUCCCUUCUCAUGUUUGAUGCAUCUUAUUGCCAACUAAUGGGUCAAAUUCCUGAGGGAAUUGGUUCCUUUAAGAACUUGAAGUAUUUUAUCUUGAGUGGCAAUAAUUUCACCGGAUCAAUUCCAUCAACAAUCGAGGGUAUGACGGAGCUGCAAAGGUUGUACCUUGAUGAUAACAGGAUUGAAGGAUUUAUUCCCAAGGAGAUUUGCAGUUUGCACAACUUGGGAGAUAUUAGUCUCAAUAACAAUGACCUCUCCGGAUCAAUUCCCGCAUGCAUCGGAAAUGUUAGUGGGUUGCGGACGUUGUUAUUGCAUUCUAAUUCAUUGAACUCAUCAAUACCAUUGAGUUUAUGGAGCUUGGAUAAUCUUUGGUUCUUGAAUUUGUCAUUCAAUUCAUUAACUACUAUAGAUCCCAACAUUAUAGCACUGAAAUCACUUCAAAUCAUAGAUUUGUCCUGGAACCAAAUCUCAGGUAACAUUCCAAGCACUUUGGGAGCCUUUCAAAGUAUAGGCUCCAUCAACUUGUCUGGGAAUUCAUUUUGGGGACCUAUACCUGAAUCAUUUGGCAACUUGAUAACGCUUGAUUUCAUAGACCUCUCCCACAACAAUCUAUCUGGUUCUAUACCCAAGUCUCUAGAGGCACUUUCACAUCUCAAAUAUUUGAAUCUCUCUUACAAUAAGCUAUCUGGGGAGAUUCCAAGUGGAGGUCCUUUUGAAAAUUUUACGAUGGAAUCUUUUUUGAAGAAUGAAGCACUUUGUGGGAAACAAACUUUACAGGUUCCGCCAUGCUCAGGUUCAAGAACUAAACAUUUUUCUUACAAAUAUGUUCUUCUAGCCAUUGUUGAAUCAGUUGCAAUCUUCAUUGCCCUAUUGUAUAUGAUGCUCAAAAAAUGUUAUGGAAGUAAAGCACAAGUUCAUAGUUCUGCCAAUUUGUUAGACGUAAUGGAGCAUAGGUUGUUUUCAUAUGAAGAGCUUUGUAAUGCUACGGAUAAGUUUUGUGAAUCCAACCUAAUUGGCAUAGGAGGUUUUGGUGCUGUGUACAAAGGAAUACUUUCUGAUGGAACAAACGUUGCCGUGAAAAUUCUGAACUUACAAUUUGAAGAAGCUUUCAAAAGUUUUGAAACUGAAUGCAAAGUACUGCGAACUGUUAGGCAUCGAAAUCUUGUUAAGAUCAUAAGUACGUGUUCUAACUCUGAAUUAAGAGCUUUAGUUUUGCAAUACAUGCCAAAUGGAAGUCUAGAGAAGUGGUUAUAUUCUCACAAUUACUGCUUGAAUCUCUUUCAAAGAGUCAGCAUUAUGCUUGAUGUUGCCUUAGGUUUGGAGCAUCUCCAUCAGGGUCAAUUAGAGCCUGUUGUCCACUGUGAUUUGAAGCCUAGCAAUGUUCUUUUAGAUGAAGACAUGAUCGCACAUGUGGGAGAUUUUGGGAUUGCAAAGAUUUUAGUUGAAAAUAAGACUGCAACACAAACAGAGACUUUAGGUACAGUUGGCUACAUUGCACCAGAGUAUGGUUCAGAAGGAAGAGUGUCCACUAAAGUUGACAUCUAUAGCUAUGGAAUAUUGUUGUUGGAGACAUUCACAAGAAAAAAUCCCAGAAAUGAAAUGUUCACCGAUGAAUUAAGUCUAAGGCAAUGGGUGAGUGCAGCACUUCCCCACAAAAUAGCAAGAAUCAUUGACAAAGGUUUGUUGACAGCAGGAGGAGAUUUAAUGAACUCCACACAAGGUAUUUUUGUAACUAUCAUAGAAUUAGGGCUGGAGUGUUCAAGAGAACUACCAGAAGAUAGGAGUGACAUAAAAGAAGUGGUGGUUAAACUGAAAAAGAUCAAAAUGCAACUACUUUACAAAUGAGGUUUUAUGAUAGGUGUUUUUGUUUUUGCCCUGUAUAUGACAUUAAUGUUCGAAGAUGAAAAUGAUCAUGUUUAUGUUUUUUACUUC